CAUAGACAAGACAUAGAGUAAUCAAAAUCAAUCACUAAACGCUUUGUCAAUCACCUUUGCUUUUUUUAAUGUGUGUUUGCGUCGCUCUUGACUAUUGUAUUACAUUGUUCAUAGAAAGCAAAAUACUUUAUAUACCUAAUUUAAUAAGACACCGCCAUGGCUAAGGGUGGUAAUUAUAAUGGUGAUUUAUUUGAAUAUAUAAAAGUAAGUGAAGAUGAAGAUGACUCCAAUGCGGUCGAAAUUCCAUGCGAAAUGGAUGGAACGCUGUUGCUGUCAACCCUCGUGGCCCAGUUCCCAGGCGCUUGCGGGCUGAAAUACCGGCAUCCAGACAGCAAGUCAAUCAGAGGGAUUCGCCUAAGCGAUGGCAAGUUGCACCCACCUACAGAAGUUGGUUGGGGCAAACUACUCUAUAUUUGUGUGUUCCCAAAAGAGAAUAAACGAAAGAUGGAAGACGUUUCACCCGAAAACUCUGCAGCUAAGACUAAACGCUUGGAAAAGAAAUUAACAUGCUCAGAUUUGAUUUGCUUGGGAUUGCCAUGGAAGUCUACAGAGGAGUCUAUAAAGCAGUACUUUGAGCAGUUUGGUGAAGUGGUAAUGGUACAGUUAAAACGUGAUAAGAAUGGAUCCUUCAAAGGUUUUGGGUUCAUUCGUUUUGCCACUUAUGCAUCUCAGAUGAGAGCUUUAGCUCAGAGACACAACAUUGAUGGGCGCUGGGUAGAUGUACGUAUCCCGAAUUCAAAAGAAGGUGUUGUGCCACAGAUGCCUUGCAAAGUAUUUGUGGGAAGAUGUACUGAAGACAUGACCGCUGAUGACCUUCGUGAAUAUUUUUCGAAGUUUGGUGAGGUAACCGAUGUGUUUGUUCCUCGUCCAUUCAGGGCCUUUGGAUUUGUUACUUUCUUAGACCCAGAAGUGGCACAAAGCCUUUGUGGUGAAGAUCAUGUAAUUAAAGGAGCAUCUGUGUCAGUAUCAAGUGCAGCACCAAAGAUUAAAACUAAAUCUCAGAACUGGAAGGAAGAUUCCUAUGGACCCAAUAAUUGGGAAGGAAAUCGCUCUGGGGGCUCUUCAGGAGGUCCCAGCAACAAUGGAGGAAACAGUAACAUUGAUUCUCUCAACAUGCAAAACUUAGGAAUCAACCCUAAUGGAGGACCACCAGCUAAUUUUAACUUGCCUAUCAGUCUAGUGGCAGCUGCACUGAAUCAAGCAGGUUGGGGUGGGUUUUUAGGUGGACCUGGUAACUCUGGCCCAAAUAAUUGGCAGGGUGGCCCACCACAAGGUAACCCAGGUAAAAAUUGGAAUGGAAAUCAAAAUUGGGGUCAAAAUGGUCCACCACCAUCUUGGAAUCAAGGUGGAGGCAAUCCAGGCUGGAAUGGUGGGGGUAAAAGUGGUAACAACUGGAAUCAAGGAAAUUGGCCUAAUGGGCAGGGCAACUGGAACAGUAAUGGAAAUGGGGGUGGUUCCAGUUCUGGUUCUGGUAGUGGUGGGUGGAAUAACAACAAGCCCCAGACAUGAGGUGAGCACUAUGGCAGAUAAUUGUAUCAGAGAUGUUUGUAUGGCAACAUUUUAGUUUAAAUUCUAGUCUCUAAGUAAAUUUAUAUUUCUAUGUAAAGCUGUGUAAUUGAAGUAAAAACUUGGAUGUGAUAGGAAUAUCACAGGAUGGUAACAUGGACGCAGAAAUAUCCAGAUGAUGAUGUAAUAGAUGUAAGGUGACCUAGAGUACUGUGUGUAAUUAUGUGAUGUGUGAGAUGAGGACUUUUGUUCAAUAAAGAUGUAUGCUAUUCUGCGAUGGAUGUUUAAUUUCAUCAAGGUUGGUUUAAUUGCUAUAAUUAAAUUAUAUAUACUAUAGUGUGAGUGAACAUCUGUCUGGAUGUGGAUAAUCUUAUAAUUUACAAGGUAGAGCUGUUCAGGAUGGCAAGUUGUCAUGGGUGUGCACAACUGUGUGUGUACUUGCGAGAUGUUUGCUGCAAUCAAUCUCCUUGGAAUGAAGUGAACUGUGUCUACACCUGUGGAACUAUGGUAAGUGGUGGGUGUGUAAACAAUGGUAUGAUCUGAUAUUCAAUUAAGUAUGAUAUCUGUAUUUGAUCUUCCUAUGCAGUUGCUAUAGAAAAUGGAUAAAAGUAUCAAGAGUGCUAAUACCAUGUAUGUGUUUGACUGAUAACUCUGUGGUAACUGUGGUUUUAUUUAUAUUGUUUGAAAAGGUGAAUUGAAUUUUUAUUUAUUAUGUUCGUAUUUUCAUUAAUAUAUAGCAACAAAUAAUUUAGUAAUAAAAUGUUCACUAUUGCAGGGAUGUAAAACAAAGACUGCACUCAAGACUGCAAUUAAUUAGCUUGGAAAGCCUUGGUGGUGUAGUCACAGUACUUACUACACUAUUUUCCUCAGUUGGAAAGGACUAAGUAAGUAUUGUUACAUCCAGUAUAAGUAAGUUUUUCUUAAUUUUGUAAGGUUCAAAAGUGUACUGAAGCAGAAAACUCCCAUGAAAUUAUAAAAAGUACUUGCCAUUUUAACUUUGCAUAAACUACCUGUGAUCCAUUCUGAAUCAGGUUAUAAGUCAAUUUCACUUAAGAAGGGUAUGGCAACAUCUAGUAGAAAUUAUAUUACUAAAAACUAGGGUAUACUUUUAUUCUUUAUAACAUAUAUGCCAUAUUGUUAUUAAUCCUAAUGUAUUAUUUUAAUCUGAACCAUUUUAUUUGGUUUGUGCUUUUUUGUGAG
Spodoptera exigua (beet armyworm) is the source of this 2706-nucleotide messenger RNA. The record is from the annotation of a GenBank genome assembly. NCBI's taxonomy places the organism in Eukaryota, Metazoa, Arthropoda, Insecta, Lepidoptera, Noctuidae.